AUAGCAGCCCAUAGUAAACAUGUCUGUCUAACAGCAGCCUUCAUUAAUGGGCGGUGCUUUAAUAAAUCAUGAAUCUCUCAAUUUUCGACUGAUUGUUCAUCACAACUAACUAUACAAUCGCUGCAGGACACUAUGAGGUCUGCAACAAGGAUAAUAUGCCGUCAAAGGACCUUCCUGUUAUAGACAAACUACGAGCAAUGAGGACUUGAUAAAGGUUUGAUAAAGUAUAAGGGGAUCAGAGACAACACCACUGCAAAAUGUUGGCCAGAAGUAGAAAGUAUGAUAAUGAAACACUUGACGUUGUUAACAAAGGAUGCCUCGACUCAUACGAUGGUGUGGCAUGUGGCAGAAUAAGCUUUCUUACUCUCCUCUGUACAGUAACAUUCCUGCUGGUCGUCUUGAAGAUAAUUAAAUACCAUGCCUACAGGCAUUCGCAGAUGCACCAUUAUGCCAUAUUUUACGUCUCAGCAAUGAAAUGCAUUAUUUGCGCUGCGAGCUUCAUUGUAGGUAUCCGCUAUCCUCAGCUGCAUUUUACCGCCAAUUUCUUCAAGCUCCUCCAAUUCAUUUUGAUCUGUCAUCUUCAUUGGUCAAUGGCAGCCAGAGCUAGACACAGGGAUGAUAUAGUACAGCACGUUGUGAACCCUGUACUAUCUCUCUACAUGCUCUACUGUACUACCGUUGUAUUAAUGGGCAUGGUGGACAUAAGCGGAACGUGGACUGAGUGCCUCCGUCCUUAUUGGUUAAUGUUGUCGAGUGUAGAUUUUAUAUCUGUGCAACUAUUUGCAGUGGUGGCUCUUUACCUCACUCAUAGUAAUAAUCGUUCAGUAAUCUCACCGCUCAUGCUGCCUACCGCUUCCUCUCAAACUCGUGACUUAUGGCUCGUCACAGCAGUAUAUGAAGUCUCAGCAGUAGUGUCUGUUGUUUUUGAUGCAGUUAUGUCUUUAUUGGGUAGAGAAGAAACUGGCUGCAGUGGUAUCUACAGUCAUAUUCAGAUGUACUACAGCUCGUCUAUCGUGGUGGUGAUAAUUCUCAAAUACUUUGUACCAACCUGGACUUUACUCUGCAUCUUUCAACCAGUUCGCGUCAAUUCAAGACCAUCGGUAGUUGUUCCAACCUCGCACUACAAUAUAGACGGAACCUGUUACAAUCAGUAUCGAAGAAUGUUCUUUUCCCAAAAUGGUGGGCAACCUACAUCAAUGUCAUAUCCGACGAUAUCUUAUCCAUCAGAUCCUCCGAUGUAUGAGGGCUUUGGAGAUUACUCUUAUCCAAAUAGUUCCCCAGAUGCAUCGCCUACAAUUGAACAAAGAAAAGGAGACAUAGAUGAUGUCUGUGAGGGGUAUGAAAAGCAUUUCAUCAACAUCGAUCAACGUAGAGGUAUUAUUGAAAACCGAUACAGAAUGGAACAAAAUAGACAGAAUCUAGAGAGAAAUUUAAAUAUGGACGACGAAGACGACAAUGAAACUGAAAUAGAGAAGAGAGCUGCAUUGAAGAAUGGUAAUCUAACAACGAUCAGCGAAGAGGGUGUGACCAAUAUGGACAGUCCUCAAGAGUAGGUAAGUUGUUGCUCAAAAAAUCUAAGUCAAACCACACCUAAUUUUAAAAGUGCCUAACACGGCUAGCGGAUCAUUGUGGUACACAUUUAUACUCUCCAGCAUCUUAUCUACCAGCCCGAUUUAAUCAAAAGGUACAUAUGCACACAAGUUGUACCUUUUUAAAUACGUAUGUUUCCAACAUUGUCGAUUUCGCUGUAAUAUUGACGAUACUAUUUUAUCGCCGAAUGUUGGAUAGCUGAAUGGAUUGUAGAUCUUUAGAUUCAAACUUCUUCUCGUAUCGAUAGACAUACAAAUACGUAGUUUUGUUAAUUGAUAAUCAAGAUAGGAAUUUUCUGAAAGGGAUUUUUAACAUUGAUCAUAUUAGUAAUUAGUUUAUAAAUAAGAUUAACGUAAUCUCGAAACAAUUUUAAACAUACAUUACUAUAAGAUUUAUCUGAAAGUGAAAAUAUAAGACUUGGUUGGGGCGUAAUUAGCUUAAGGGUGAGAUAGGGCGAUAUGAUUUUUUCUAUUUAUUCAAAUCUGAUAUACAUUAAAAUGUUUCAAAUUCAUCCAAGUUAUUGAUUGAAAAACUGAGACUCACUGAUUAUUGAAUGUCAUAGAGAAUAUUCCAAAACUGAGCUGUGAUUCGUUUGCCAGAAAUUGAAAGAAAAACUAAAACGAGCGCGAAAUGUUCAGUAAAUUGUAGUAAGUUAAAAAAAAAAAAAUUUUGGAAUACUUUUUAACGUAUUUACAAUUAGAUGAAAUAGGUACGAAUAUAGAAUUAUUUGAAUAAUUAAUAAUGAAUUAAUUUAACUAAGCAGCUAUAAAAUUAAUUAAUAACGAGCUGUGUUUCGUUAUUGUCCAACGUACAUAGACUAAGUAUGUAUAGGUCUAGAAUAUGUAGAUACAACGUGCAACACAUAAAGUUGCUUUAUGUCAAGACUGUGUUCAUACGUGGAGAAUUGCAACGUAGUAUGAAAUAACCGAUCUGCUUUCAAAAUAUCUAUGAUGAAGUUGAAGUGAUAAUGAUAAUUACUGGAAAUCUUAGGAUUCAAUUUGGCUAAAUGUAAGUGAAAGAUAUAUUGAUAGAAAAAUAUCCGAAUUUUUCUACACUGUCACUCACAGUCGUUUGAAACAUUGGCUUUACAAAUCGUAUCAGCCUAUGAUCAAAAGUUAGUAUUUCGUUAAAGAAAUUUGUACAUUCAGUUAGUUCCUAUUCACAUAUUUACUCAUCCAUUCACAUGAGCAAUUGUAUACAUAUGCUUUUUACGUGCACCGGCAUUGAGUCCAAUUUUAGUAACCGAGAACGAGAUUUUUUUUUAUUUAUCGUUUAUAUUACACUAAUUGUGAAUUCGCGCGCAUAUCAAACAAAAAAAAAAAUAUCAAAUCAUACUAACUCAAUUUUUUCGAAUCAUUCAUACGUCUAGUUGGGUUUUAUACUCAAAUCUCAUAAGAAUGAACUGAUAACAUAUUUUUUAGAUAAAUAAUACAAAUUAGAGCGGUGGUUUUCAACGGGGGUUAUAUCAUUUAAUUUGAGACGUAAUUUUUUCUUAUAAUCGGAUAAAAUUACCCUCACAAUUAGCGAAUUUGUAUUCAUCUCAUUAUUAAUUCUCAUCAACAUUUUCUACGCAAUUGACAUUUUUUGCGAGCAAAAAUAUUAAAUAAAGAUGUAUAUAUUUAUUUAACGGUGUAUCACACCUCGUAUUCCCGGACAGCUGAAUCGCUGAUCAAUCUAAUAAUUAAUCAAUGGAUAAUUGAUCCCUACUCUACUGCUUCUGAAAAAGAUAAAAUUCAAUCCAACGAAUGAAACAAACGAUGGAAAAACAUCAGUAGUCGUCAGCUCGUACCAAUCGUCUGUCCAUAUUAAUCUUAUUAUUCUUCAUGCAGUUUCUGGUAAUUUUGACGAGACCUGCUUUUGUAGCACGCUGAGUGUUAUCUUUUCAAUCAAAGAUCAUUCACCGCCAAUUAUAGAAACAAAGUAAUUAUUUCAUUUUCUGUUGCUUAUUACGAAUGAGGUUUCUAAAGGUUUGCAGAAUUUUUUUACUCCCUCAUCGGUAUAUUCCCGAGGUUUUUUAUGCCUCACAAAUUUCGGCUCAGAUUUAUAGCAUUCGUGACUUGAUACACGGCGAACAGUCAACAUAGAGUUCUAAAUUUGUUAUACAUCGUUGAAAAUUAACUAAAAGAAUUCAAGAGGAGAGAGAGAGAAAUUUAUUUCAUCCCGGAGAAAGUCUCCCUAAGAACCAUAGACAGAAAUCUAUACCUAACGUGAGAAUAUAUGUGUAAGAACUAAAAAAUGUGCUUACGUACGAAAAUCGGUUGGAAAAAAAGACAAAUAGUUAUAAUAAUAGUAUAAAUAUAAUAACUACAAGUAAAAAAAAGUUAGAACUGAAAAGAAGAGCAGAAGAGAACAUCGUGGCUCUGAAUUAGUUGGCACAACAGAAUCCAGCCAACGGAGGAGCGAAAAGCCCAGAAACACCCCUAAAGCGCCUUAUCAAAUAAACAGUCGGAGCGCCCACGUAACUUCUUCCGCGUGAUGUUGAUGGUUAUCUAACAUUCUGAAAUGUGCGUUGGGGUUAUUUUUGAGCAUAAGUCUCAAACCUGAUCAAUUUUGCGAAUUUUGUUUUGGUUAGAGAGGGAGAGAGAACGAGAUUCAGUGUUUGCUUAUGCGGAAAAAUUUUUCCUAAAAUUUAUGCCUAAAGUUUAUCACGUAUGUUGAAGAUAAAAUUUACAUUCAGCGUAACUUUGCCUUGUAUUCGUUAUUGUAUAUAUUCUUGUCACUUAUAAUAAAUGUGAAACUAUUGAAUACAUUAGAAAUUAUGUAUCGAUUGGUGAUACUUAUUCACUGUACAUCUAUGUAUUCAAGUUACAACAACUACACAAUUUAUGUAUGCAACUUGAUCGAAAUGAAAUUUAGGAGUUGUAAAAAAAUAACAACUUCCAUUCAGAGAUAAGAGAUAAAUAUUAUUUAUUCGUAUAAGAAGGAAUUUGUAAAACUGAGAUCAUAUUCUUUCGCACUUGGAAUUGGUACGUGUUUAUCGUGCAGUAAUGAUGAGAAACGAUUGUAUUAGGUCAUCCUAUUGGAUUAUAAUGAUACGCGAAGGGCACACCCACAUUCGUAUGUAAAUAUUUAUGUUUAAUUCAAUGAUAAUAAAAACGCAGUAUGAUUCAUGCAAUUUUUAAGUA
Molecule: messenger RNA, 4715 nt
Organism: Athalia rosae (coleseed sawfly)
Lineage: Eukaryota; Metazoa; Arthropoda; Insecta; Hymenoptera; Athaliidae
Exons: 6
Coding region: 258-1553 (431 amino acids)
Source: RefSeq, a predicted model, not a curated record